AUGAAUAUUUCACACACUGCCAUUCUCUUCCUCCUGCUGCUGCUACUCCUUCUCACAACAGUCACCACUUUAAAUGCCUUCGUACCUCUUGAAAUUGGUCCCAACUUGUAUGAAUUUGGUGUUGCCGUCAACAAGGGUUCUACAAGAGGAGUUGUUGUUACAAAAUGUGGUCCAAUUGGUAAACAAUUUGAUUGCAUAUUGUCUCUAUUGAUGGAUUUUACAGAAUCUACUUCAUUUACCAUGUUUGCCAUGUUGGUUAUUAAUGCACUUAGUGGAGAAUCCACAAGUGUCGAAAUUCCUGGCAAUCCAUUGGGUGGAGUGAUUGCUUCCAACUAUGCCAGUUUAUUGGAAGAUCGAGAGAAGAGAUUUUACUAUGCACAUUUUGGUGCUACGUUUUAUCAGUUUGAUGCUCAAUUGAUGAAUUUUACAUUUUAUCAAAGAACUCAUAAUGGAAUGGCUAUGGCUCUAACCAUGGAUGAUUAUGGACAAAUUUGGGGAGGAACUUAUCCUAAAUGUGGUGUAUUUUCAUUCAAUCCAAAUAAUACUUUAUUGAAAGAUUAUGGAUUUGUGUAUAAUCAAACAUGGGACAUGUAUCCAAGAUCGAUUGCUUCAGAUGAUUUGGGAUUUAUUUAUAUUGGAAUUGCCUUUACAAAAUCACAAUUUAUUGCUCUGAAUCCAAAAACAGGUCAAUAUUAUCCAUUGAUUGAUGAGGUGAAUAGAUUGGAUGGAACUGGUGUGUUGUACAGAGAUUUGGAUGGUGCUGUUUAUGGUAAUCAAGGUGGCUCAUCAAUUGUUUACAAAAUGUAUAAUGGUACCAUGAUUUCCAAUGUUACUAAAAAGAAAACAGCCAAGGUUUACUUAGCUGGAAGUCAAGAUUAUAUUUACAGAUAUUUCCAGAGUGGAAAUUUCUUACAAGAUUUCAAUGCUGUCGAUAAGACUUUUGUAAUCAAGUUAUCGAAUGGAACCUUAUUGAAUAGAGACUUUACCUAUUCUUGUCGUGGUGCUAAUAUCAUGGAUAUGGUUGCCACUCCAGAUAGAAAUUUAUUAAUUGGAGCUACAAGUUUUCCAAUGACCAUGUUUUCCUUGAAUGGAAAUCCAGUUCAAAGUUUACAAAAUAAUCCAGCACUAGAUCAGUGGAAUACCAUUAAAAGUGUUCCAUAUGAUUCGAAUAUUUGGAUUGGGACCUAUCCAGAAGGUAGAUUAUUAUCUUAUUCUCCAUCCAAGCCAUACGUGUAUACUGAAAUUGGAAAUAAUCGAACUAAUCCAGUUUUUAUUGGAACAUCCUCACCACAUGUGAACAGACCUAGCUGUGUUCUAAUUCAUCCAAAUAUGGAACACGUACUCAUGUCAGGAAAACCAGCAUAUGGUAAAACAGGAGGAGGUUUAUUAAUCCAUAAUAGAAAAUUACAAAAUGUUAUAGUAUUGAAUCAUACUCAAUUAAUUCCUUAUCAUUCAAUCUAUAGCAUGUCUAGUAUGAAAUCCAGUAAUAGCAUUAUUAUUUGUGGAACUACGACUGAUCCUGGAACAGGAGGUCAACAAAUUGCGACCGAAUCUGAAUUAUUCCUAUUCGAUUUGUCGACCCUCAAUGUUCUUAAACGAUUCAAGCCAUUCAAAAACGUUGGACACUAUUACGAAUUGUUCAAUUGUCCUGAAAAUGAUUUAAUUUACGGAUAUACUGACACCAGAAUAUUCUUUGUUUACAAUCCAUUGACAGAUUCGAUCAUUCACAACAGAACCAUUGAUAGAAUAUUUGUUGAACAAGGUCCACACUCCAUUGUCAGCCAUCCAAAAACAAAUGAAACUUUCAUCACCAGCUCAACUGGACUUUACAAAAUUAAUCCAGUCAAUUUUUCAUUCAUUUUAAUUUUCAAACCAAACAAGUUGCUCAUGUUCAAUGCAGUGAUUCUAAAUGAUGGAUUUUAUUAUUUCAGAGCUGGAACUGAAGUUUAUGGAUACAAAUUGUUUAAUGCAACAUUUAUUGACCCAGUGAAUAGUGUGAUUGGAAUGAAAUCGAGUGUAAAUCCAAUGAAAAGUGGGGAUAGAACUGUUGCACUGAGUGUGGGUGUUGCAAACAAAUUUACUUUGUUGAUUAUUUUGUUAUGUUUGACCUUUGUUCAAUAUUUAAUAUUGGCUUAA
Messenger RNA from Naegleria gruberi, 2136 nucleotides. RefSeq lists its product as uncharacterized. The transcript has a single exon. The coding region runs from base 1 to 2136 and encodes 711 amino acids. The record is from RefSeq and is a predicted model, not a curated record. Lineage: Eukaryota; Heterolobosea; Eutetramitea; Acrasida; Naegleriidae. Gene Ontology annotation, molecular function: protein binding.